Messenger RNA from Scatophagus argus, 717 nucleotides. RefSeq names its product FIP1 like 1a (S. cerevisiae) (gene fip1l1a). Lineage: Eukaryota; Metazoa; Chordata; Actinopteri; Scatophagidae. Gene Ontology annotation, molecular function: RNA binding. The record is from RefSeq and is a predicted model, not a curated record. The coding region runs from base 154 to 717 and encodes 187 amino acids. The transcript has 8 exons. Gene Ontology annotation, cellular component: mRNA cleavage and polyadenylation specificity factor complex.
AGACUUGAAACUGUCAGUUUUACAGACACACUGGCUAAUAGUCACCUACCAUCGCCUUUUUUAUUGGAGUCCGAUUCGUCACCGGAGUCGGACUCCAAAGUAUUGUCCGAAGAUGAAGAUGAAGAAGGACAACUAUAUCAAUUGAUUUAUGACAUGAACACCAAAGAAGACAAGGAGGAAAAAGAAAAGGUUCAAGUCUCACCCAGCUCUGGGCCCACACCUGUGCAUCUGACAAUGAAUGCUGAAGGGGCUAACUCAGAACACAAGGCAACACAUAACACAACACGAGCACAAAGACAGGACGACCAGGAAGUUGAUAAUACAAAGGGGCCAGAUGUGAAUAAAGUGAACCGUGUAAGGGAGGUGAAUGCAGACGAAAAGCCAUGGAGGAAAGCUGGUGCUAACAUCUCAGAUUAUUUUAACUAUGGUUUUGAUGAAGAAAGCUGGAGCACGUACUGUAAAAAACAGUCGAAACUCCGUUCAGCUAACAGAAAACUGUGCACUGAAAUCACGGUCCAGAAGGGGCACACUAGACAUGAAUCUUGCUCUGCUCAUCCCCCCUCAGGCAGCCCAUCUAUACCACCUUCCAGACAGUCAAGUGUUGCCAGAGAUGUAACUUAUGGACAAGAUGGGCCCAGCAGAGGAGUGGAAAAGUGUCACAGUGUUGAAGGAAGCAGUACUCAGGUGGCUGAGGUAUCAAAGGCCUUGCUUGGUUAG